Messenger RNA from Dendrobium catenatum, 1974 nucleotides. RefSeq lists its product as uncharacterized. The record is from RefSeq and is a predicted model, not a curated record. Bases 1 to 1974 code for a protein of 657 amino acids. The transcript has 5 exons. Lineage: Eukaryota; Viridiplantae; Streptophyta; Magnoliopsida; Asparagales; Orchidaceae.
AUGGCUAGAAUUACGAUGUGGUGGGGGCAGCGCGCUAAGGUGUGGUGGAUUGAGGAGGGGGAUGGGAACACCCGGUUCUUUCAUUCCAUGGCCUCUACAAGGCGGCGAUCUAAUCAAAUUGAGCACAUGAACUUUCCGGACGGUCAGGCUGCAACGGAGCAGGCGGACAUCAUGCGGGUGGUUCAUGAUUUCUUUGCACAAAAAUGGACCAACACACCUAUUAAUGAGACGGGAUGGCCUUCAUUGGAGUCCAGAUUGGUGAACAUGGAGCAGUUCGCUAUGCACCUUGACAGGGAGAUUACCCGGGACGAAAUUUGGCUUGCUAUCAAAUCCAUGGGGCCAAAUCGUGCACAAGGAAGGGAUGGCGUGACAGCUUCGUUCCUUAAGGCCUUCUGGGACAUUGUGGGCGAGCAAGUUAUGCUGGCGUGCUUCGAAUUCUUCUCGUAUGGGCAUAUGGAGCCGACUUGGAAGGAGACGGUUGUUGUCCUAUUGCCGAAAGUUUACAAACUGAACCAUCCUUCCAAAUUCAGACCUAUCAGCUUAUGCCAAACUAUCUAUAAGAUUAUUGCGAAGAUACUUGUUUCCCGAAUCAAAGGCAUUUUACCCAACCUUAUCUCUGAGGAGCAAGCAGCAUUUGUGCAUGGUCGAUCGAUCUCCGAUCAUUGUCUUCUGGGGCAAGAGAUUGUAAACAAAUUCAAGGUGUCCAAAUUGUCCAGGGGUUGGAUGACUUUGAAGGUGGAUAUGGAGCAGGCCUAUGAUAAGAUGAAUUGGAAAACUCUGGAACUGCUGUGGGUUCCGGCAGGGGUGCCCGCUCUCGCCGUACCUAUUUAUUCUUUGCUCGGAGCUACUCUCGCUGCAUUUUCACCAAAACUACCGGGAGCUGGGGGUGUGAACGCUGCCAAUGUCAGAAAAUUUAUAACCAUUCUGGAGAACUAUUGUGGCUGGAAGGGGCAGCGAAUCAACAAGAACAAAUCGGCGAUCCUGUUUAGUCAUCUCGUGCUUUCGUCGACUAAGAACCGAUUGGCCAGGCUUGCUGGGUGCCGCAAGGUGGAGGAAAUGGACUACCUUGGUGUCAAGUUUGCAAUGCGGAGGCUUACGAAGGCUGACUUCAGCUCUCUACUACUUAAAGUGCAUGCACUCACGAUCUCCUGGGGGACUCGUCACUUAUCCCUGGCUGGCAGAAUUACCAUGAUCAAUUCGGUGUUACUCCCUCUCUCGGUUUAUGCAAUAACACACACAUUGGUACCUCGGGGAGUUCUUGCUGAGGUGGAAAGGAUUUGUCGCCGAUUCCUGUGGGAUAAAGAUAUGACCCAUAAGAGCCUGCACUAUGCUGCGUGGGGAGAUAUCACCAAACCAAGGCGGCUGGGAGGCCUUGGUUUCCAUGCUAGUCACAACUGGAUUGGACCGUUGCGAGCCAGAAUUGCGUGGGAUUUCCUACAUAAGCCCCAAAACUUAUUUCAAAGAUGCAUGAGACAUACUUAUGGUGCAUGGCCAUGGCAGCAAGAUCGGAAACGGGGUGAUUCUUGCGGGUGGAGAAUCAUUUGCGAUGGGGCGAACAGCUUGAGUAACAAUGUUUGCUGGAAGGCUGCUCGGUCAACGAGUUUAUCACUUCGGAUAAUUGUUGAAAUCGACAUAAGCUGCUGCUUUGUUUUGGAGAAACACUUGUUGACAGGAUUUGUGAUGUCAAGCUUUGGACGGAACUUGAUGCAGACUCGCUGGAACUCAGUAAAUGUCCACUUGGCACCUCUAUCUCAGCUAUCUGCUAUGAUUCUUUAUUCCAAGGUGAAGAGAACCAGUACCCAAGUGGAGAUUAUGGCUGUGCAUUAUAUUGACAAACUCCUCCUCGAAUGGAUGUAUGAUGUCGAGGGGGUUAUUGUCGAGGGUGACAAUGCAAGUGUGAUGGAGUUCAUGCACCGUUGCAAGCAGGAGGAGUUGUGGAAGCUCCGUUCGGAUGAAGGACACAAGCUAAACUAG